This is a messenger RNA of Abrus precatorius (Indian licorice), 1519 nucleotides long. RefSeq names its product CASP-like protein 2C1. The transcript is spliced from 3 exons. NCBI's taxonomy places the organism in Eukaryota, Viridiplantae, Streptophyta, Magnoliopsida, Fabales, Fabaceae. The coding region runs from base 561 to 1103 and encodes 180 amino acids. The record is from RefSeq and is a predicted model, not a curated record.
AAUUUAAUGAGGAUUGCUUUGUAUAUGUAUAGAGUACUCUUCUAAUUUCGUUCCACAUGCGCAUGAUCAUGUGUAUAUUCUAAACAAGUUUACGAAAAGAAAUUAAAAAUCACUUUCCAGCUAACUAUUUUUCACGAACUGAAGAAAAAAACUACCUUUUCAUUUAAAAUUUGGCCUGUGGCCACUUUACUUUCUUGGAAGUACUAACAUGGUGGGGCGAGAAAAAAAGGAGGUAGAGGUUUGAGUAAAUUAUACAUACAUACAACUGUAAAAGGAAAUUAAGAGAAAAAAAAAAAACUUUUUUCUGACACAAUAAUUAAAUACACAUGAAGAUAAAGAUUCAACCAAUCUGGUAGUGAUAAGAUAGAUAAUAAUAGAGGUUAGUUAAUCGUUGAGGUUAUUGAUACACAACUCACCCGUGGAUUGUUCUCUGCCAGUUGUGUGAAAAGUCAACGAUUUAGUAAACAUAGUACACAUCACCCACAAUUCAAUAAAUAAGCUCAAGGUGGAGCUGAAAAUUAAGAACACGAGAUAGGAAUAGAAUCGAUUAAUCUGAAAAAAUGAAGCUGGGAAUGGCAAGAGGGGAAGUCUAUCUAAGGGUCUCAGCAAUAGUGGUGUUGGUAUUAACAACUUGUUUAGUUGCUUUUGAUACUCAAACGAAGGUUGUGUUAUUAAGUAUUGAGAGGAAGGCUACCUACAAAGACUUGAACGCUCUCAAGAUCUUGGUCUAUAUUACAUCUGCGGCUGCUGGUUAUAACACGCUUCAAUUAUGCAAACCCUCAACUUGUUCUAAAGAAAACAUCAAAGGGUCUUACAUAUGCAUGGGUUGGAUUUGUUUCUUGUUGGAUCUGAUGGCAGUGUACAUUACAUUUGCCGCAAAUACUGCAGCAGUUGGAGCCUCCGUGAUGGCAGUAACGGGAUCAGAAGCCUUACAGUGGCUUAAGUUAUGCGACAAAUUCACAAGAUUUUGCCACCAAAUAGGAGGAGCUUUGUUAUGUGGCUAUGUAGCUUCCAUCCUAAUGGCUCUAAUAUCCACUGUCUCAGCCUAUAAAGUGUUCAGCUUGUACUCACCAAAGUGGUUCCUUCGUUUAAAGAGCAUGUGAAUCGUGAUCAUUAUCUUUCAAAGCAUACUCUAAUGAAGUUUAGAACAAGAAGCAAAACAUGAAGAUGAAGCGUUAAAGAAAGGUCCGUCAAAGCCUCAAAGGGUGGGUAUAGUAAUCCAAUGCUAAUAGUUUGAUGUAUUUUAAUCUCUUUUCCUUGGGUUUUUAUCACUUACAUUUUGUUUGGGUCAGAAAAGAAAUAUCAAAGAAAAAAAAAUAAAAGAAAGAGAUAGGAAUUAGGAGAGAUGAAAAUAAUCUGAAAAUAUACUAUUUUAGUAGAUAUAUAAAAAUAAAAAGGAAGAAAAAUGUGUUUUUACCGGCUUGAAUAAAUUAAAAAUGAAUAAAAAUAUUAUGAAUGAAGAAAUUUUUAUCCUUACAUAUAUGUAUUUAUUUGUCAUUUGAAAUGAUUAUGUUUUCUC